AUGCUCUCCUGGGUGCACUUGGGACUAUUUGAUGCUCCCAAAAAUAAUAAUAAUAAUAAAAAUAGACUGAGUCUAGCUCCCAACGCACAAGGCAGCGCGGUGCCCACGGCAGUGCUUAUUGAGACGCUAACAAUGCUCCCCUCCCCCCGGACCCCGUCCCCGCCGCCGCCCGGGCUGCCUCGCUCACGCCUGACCUCCGCCUGGCACGAAGUCUGGACCCUCCGGAACCACGGGGCAACCAGAGCAGCCGAAGAGCGACACCGACCUGGGCCAGACAACAGAGUGGGUCGGCGCCAGGGAAGAGGCCCCGAAGGGGGUGUGCGCGGGCGCUCGCCACCAGCUGGGAGGGCGCGACCCGCCGCCACCGCCGCCCGCGGGCCCCGGGGCGUGCAGCCCCCGCCCCCGCCCCCGCCCGCUCCUCCCCGAGCCCCCGAGCCUCGCCGCCGGGUCUCGCGUGUCCACGGCCGCGUCAGCCCACCCGAGGCCCCGGGCGAGGAGCCUCAGGUGCUCCGGCCGUCGCGUCCGCCGCCGCGUCAGCUGAGGCCGGGGCGGGGGGCGGGCGGGGUCGGGGCGGGCCGGGCUCGGAGCGGCCGUCGCGGGAGCGCCGGGGCGGCGGGGCCCGCGCCGCGGACGGCAGGGCCUGAGCGGGCCGAGGCCGAGCCGGGGGCCGAGACGCCGCCGCCGCCGCCCCCAGCGCCGCGCCCGCCUCACCUGCGUCCGCGUCCCGGAGCCGCCGGCUCCCUCCGCGCCCCCUCCCGGCCCGCCCCGCCGCCAGCCGCGGGCUCUGAGGAAGCGCCGUGGCUCCGGCGGCGGCGGCGGCGCUGCGGGGUCGCGGAGACGGGAAGCGGCAGGAGCCAAACCCCGCGGAAAGCGCUCGGGUUGGCGCGGCGGCCCCGAGCCCGGGGCUGGAGUUUCGGCCCGGGAGUGCCGGCGCCCCGCGCGCUCCCCCGCCUCGCCGCGGCGGCGCUUCCGGGGGGCGGGUGUGGUGGGCGGUGCCCGGCGCUGACCCCGCGCGCGCUCGCGGGGCCGCGACACGCCGUGGGAAACUUGCUCGCCCCUCGCCUCGGCGCGCCCCGCCUCCAGGAGGCCACCGGCUGGGUGGGCGAGGACCCACCCUCCUCCCCCCACCCUGCUCGUUCCGCGCCGGAGAAUCCGCCCAGCACCGAGAACCCCUGGAGAGGAUGA
Molecule: messenger RNA, 1185 nt
Organism: Sorex fumeus (smoky shrew)
Lineage: Eukaryota; Metazoa; Chordata; Mammalia; Eulipotyphla; Soricidae
Product: proline-rich protein HaeIII subfamily 1-like
Exons: 2
Coding region: 1-1185 (394 amino acids)
Biological process (GO): actin filament polymerization
Cellular component (GO): cytoplasm; actin filament
Molecular function (GO): actin binding; microtubule binding
Source: RefSeq, a predicted model, not a curated record